AUGCAUACCCGGAUUAGCUGCCCACUUCAGCGCGGAGCGUAUACGGCCGCAAAGCUACCCUUCGCUGCUGUAUGCCUCCCUAACCUUGCUACGCUCAGGCGUAAGCCUUCAGUGAUAGCACAUGCACGGUACUCUCCAGCCGGAGGGGGUUGGAGUCCAUCGCCCGGCAUCGUCGACCGUGUAGUCGCAGCGCUGCCUUACAUCCUGCCAUAUUUCGACGCUGUCUCUUAUGGAAGAUAUCUUUUCCAUAUUUAUCCAGCUGCCAAGGCUGCCAUCCAGCCGUUCCUUCCCGCUAUGGCCUUGUACCAUUCUUUGCCGUUUGGCUCUUUCAUCGCAUUUUUCGGCCUCUACAUCGGGGUUGUUAAUAACCCGCGGUUCAGCCGGUUCGUGCGGUUCAAUGCAGUGCAAGCGAUCCUGCUGGACAUCCUCCUGGCGCUACCGCGGCUGCUGGAGACGGUAUUGACACCACCGGCGUCAGGCUGGGGUGCACAACUAUACAUUCAGUCUCAGAGCUUCAUCUGGGUCUUCACGACCAUGUGGGUCGCUUACGGUGUCGUAAGCAGCUUCCUUGGUCAAUGGGCGCGGAUACCUUUCAUCGCCGAGGCUGCAGACCAGCAGAUCCGGUGA
This is a messenger RNA of Volvox carteri f. nagariensis, 627 nucleotides long. RefSeq lists its product as uncharacterized. The transcript has a single exon. The coding region runs from base 1 to 627 and encodes 208 amino acids. The record is from RefSeq and is a predicted model, not a curated record. Lineage: Eukaryota; Viridiplantae; Chlorophyta; Chlorophyceae; Chlamydomonadales; Volvocaceae.